AUGGAAGAACAUGGUGAUGCAUUGUUUAAGAGAGGUGAGUUCAAAGUUGCGACGAGAGAACGCAGACAGCCUGACUCGGUGUUUGCGGAUUUGGUUGAAUCAAUAUCAGUUGAGGCACCCUAUGAUGGCUUCUUCAAAGGUGAACCCACCAAAGAUGAUAUCAUCGAUAGUUAUGUCAGAAUACUGGCCGAGCUUGUCGGAAAUGUUGAUGAAGCCAGGAUGAUGGUAUAUUUCUGUGGUAUAAUAACUAAGGAUGAAUAUGCAUUUGGCACACUUCUGUCCCAAACGCUUUCCGACAGAGUUCAAGCACUUACCGGGGUUGUUAUGAUAUUCGAUGACUUUCCCUUUGUGAGAAGUGAGAAUAUAGAUUAUGAGAUGCCAAUUCCUCCAGAUGAGUUAGAGAAGUUGUAUAGGGAUGAUUUUCCGCAACAAGAGGGAGCCAAACAUGGGAUACCUGGGACAGAUGCUGCGUGA
Messenger RNA from Vicia faba (fava bean), 474 nucleotides. NCBI's taxonomy places the organism in Eukaryota, Viridiplantae, Streptophyta, Magnoliopsida, Fabales, Fabaceae. The record is from the annotation of a GenBank genome assembly.